AUGGUUGCAGACAUGACGUUGGAGGUUAGGGCCACCCUUGUGGUGGCUCGCCAACAAAAAGUAGCCAAGAACUCCCAUCACCGAGAGUCCGAGAUCCAGAGCUUCCAGGGGAUUCAGUCGGGGCCCUUGCUGGAGCUAGAAAACCCACCCCAUCAUGGCAUCGGGUCACCCUUGCAAUUGAAGUCUCUCGAAUUCGCCAUUAGCCAUCGAUGCCAACUCAGCAAAGGGCAAAAUUGGAAAAUACAUCGCCACCCAUGCACCGCCUUCUCCCCCAAGUUUUUGGGUAUAAAACCCAACCCCCAAAUGCUUGGCCUUGUCUCCGGAAAGACGGGAGGCGGCGGCGCCGCCGCCGCAGGUGGAGGCGGGGAUGACCGUCAGAAGGCGAUCGCGAGUUAUUGGGGCGUGGAGCCUCCAAAGGUCACCAAAGAGGAUGGAUCCGAAUGGAGGUGGAACAGCUUUAGGCCAUGGGAGACGUACAAGGCUGAUCUGUCUAUUGAUCUGGAAAAGCAUCAUGCGCCGGCUACAUUUCUGGACAAGAUGGCCUAUUGGACAGUCAAGGCCCUUAGGUUUCCUACUGAUGUAUUUUUCCAGAGGCGAUAUGGAUGUCGUGCCAUGAUGCUGGAGACAGUGGCGGCAGUCCCGGGCAUGGUGGGUGGUAUGCUCCUCCACUGCAAAUCCCUGAGGCGUUUCGAGCACAGUGGGGGCUGGAUCAAGGCCCUUCUGGAAGAAGCUGAAAAUGAAAGGAUGCAUCUGAUGACUUUCAUGGAAGUGUCCAAGCCGAGGUGGUAUGAGCGGGCCCUGGUGUUUGCUGUUCAAGGGGUCUUUUUCAAUGCCUACUUUGCAGCCUACCUUGCAUCUCCCAAGCUUGCUCACCGCAUUGUGGGCUACCUGGAGGAGGAGGCCAUACACUCAUAUACUGAGUUCCUAAAGGAGCUCGACAAAGGAACAAUCGAAAACGUGCCAGCUCCAGCUAUUGCCCUUGACUACUGGCGCCUUCCACCGGGGUCCACCCUUCGUGAUGUUGUCAUGGUUGUCCGUGCUGAUGAGGCUCACCAUCGUGAUGUCAACCACUUUGCCUCGGAUAUUCACUAUCAGGGGCAUGAGCUGAACAAAUCACCAGCGCCGAUUGGAUAUCAUUAG
This is a messenger RNA of Striga hermonthica, 1140 nucleotides long. The record is from the annotation of a GenBank genome assembly. NCBI's taxonomy places the organism in Eukaryota, Viridiplantae, Streptophyta, Magnoliopsida, Lamiales, Orobanchaceae.